Synchytrium microbalum is the source of this 6267-nucleotide messenger RNA. RefSeq lists its product as uncharacterized. The transcript is spliced from 2 exons. The coding region runs from base 1 to 6267 and encodes 2088 amino acids. Lineage: Eukaryota; Fungi; Chytridiomycota; Chytridiomycetes; Synchytriales; Synchytriaceae. The record is from RefSeq and is a predicted model, not a curated record. Gene Ontology annotation, molecular function: nucleic acid binding; aspartic-type endopeptidase activity. Gene Ontology annotation, biological process: DNA integration; proteolysis.
AUGGUGGUAUUGUCAGAUGCUACAACACCGUUUAUCGAAACCACUUAUGCUCCAGUAUCCUACUCUGGAACUGUAUAUACCGAUUAUGUUGAUAAUUCUUCGUUACUUUCUUUGUCUGGUUCAAUGCCUGACGUGACAUUUAGUCACAAUGCUACUACUGUAAGUGCAACUGCAAACUUGAGUAAGCCUAUAUUGGCUCCAUUAUUAUUACCUUCUACUGCUGACAAUUUGUUUAUGGUUUCGCUUGAGGAAAUCAAUAUGGUUAAACGACCGCUUGGGUCAUACUCGAAUACCAGAUGUUUUGUACGGAUUCGAGGAAAUCCCGUUUUAUGUGUUAUCGAUUCCGGAGCCUCAGUGACUGUCAUGGAUUACAACUGCUGUCAAUCUCAUAAUUUACGUAUCUCGCCAUGGACUGGAGGACACAUUCGAUUAGCACAAGGAACUGCACAGGCUGCUCCCAAAGGUGUAUGUAAUUUUGAUAUGACUAUUGGGAAGAAACGCAUUCGUUGGGAAGCUAUUGUAUUACAAAAUCUGACGGUGCCACUGCUUUUGGGAGUGGAUUGUUUAGUUCACCUACGUGCCAAGAUUAACUUUGCAACAUCAUCUAUGACAUUUGCUGAUGAUAACACCGAAUUUCCAUUGUCGUUACGGAAAGAACAGGCUUUGACUAGGUUGCUUGAACCAAAAACGGAAUUAUUACGCGCCAUUAAUAAUGUUACUAUACCUGCACGUCAUCAACGAAUAGUGGAGGUUAUUGUAAUGAAGUCUUCCCCUUAUUUCGCGGCUCCUGUUGAAGGAUGGGUCUCUUCAUACGAACCGUUUGCUGCUAAAUAUCAAGUGUGGACGUCGAACAUGCUCGGCUGCUUAUCAGAUGGAAGGAUGAAAGUGAUGUUGUCCAAUUUCUCGACACAUCUAGUCCACAUAUCACGCAAUCAAGUUGUCGCAUUGUUCGAUAUUGCGGCUCUACUAGACUUCGGUGAAUCCCUGAAUGAAAUCGAAUCUUUUAUGCUAACACCUGCAUCAGACUUUGAAUUGGAAGAAUUGGGUUUAGUUGCAAAGAUUGUUGAACUAGAGCUGUCGACUUUGACGCUAGACAGACACGAGAGCUCUAUUACUUCAAACCAUCACACUUUUGAUUCUUCCAAUGCAAACUGGGCUUGGGAGAAACUUGAGAUACCAGAAUUUGUAACAAAUGAAAUGGAUAUCGAAUUUGUUGAAGGAUGGCCUAGAGGUCUCAAAUAUGAAGCCAUUGAAACUCGUUUGGCUGAGGAUCAGUGUCAGCAACUUAAGGAUCUUUUGUUUAAAUAUCGACGUGCUUUUGCAUCCAAUCCGGACAAGCCGCCAAUGUCGUUGGGUACCCAUCAAAUUGAUGUUGCUUCUAAUCGGCCUAUCAAAACCGCACCGUAUCGUGUACCUCAUGAUAAAAGACAGUAUAUCAAGGACCGAGUGCAAGAGCUACUCAAGAAUAACAUUGUGCAAGAAUCUCGUUCCCCAUGGUCUUCGCCUGUGGUUCUUGUUCCGAAGAAAGAUGGAACGAUCCGUUUCUGUGUUGAUUAUCGUAAACUCAACGCUAUCACCGUAAAGGAUUCGUAUCCGCUCCCUUUGCAACAAGACUUGUUAGAUACUAUUGAUAAGGAGUUUUAUUCGACAUUGGAUCUCGCUGCGGGUUAUUGGCAGAUACCAGUUGCUAAAGAGGAUGUUUCCAAGACGGCUUUCGUUACUCACGAUGGACUGUAUGAAUUUAUACGUAUGCCAUUUGGGUUGACGAAUGCACCUGCAACGUUUCAACGUUUCAUGGACACUGUUCUCUCUGGGUUGAAAUGGCACAACUGUCUUGUUUACUUGGAUGAUAUUGUCAUAUUUUCGAAUACAUUUGAUGAUCAUUUGAAGGAUGUUGAGAAAGUAUUGAAUCGGCUGGUUAAUGCUGGAUUAUCGUUGAAAGCUUCCAAGUGUGACUUCUUUGCUGCUGAAGUCGAAUACUUAGGACAUGUGGUCAGUCGUCAUGGUAUCAAGCCUGGACCUCGUAAAAUCCAAGCUGUAAAAGAGUUCAAGGUUCCGUCAAAUCAAUCGGACACUAGAACCUUUUUGGGAUUGUGCUCAUACUAUCGUCGGUUCAUCCCGAAUUUGGCUGCUGUUGCUCAUCCCCUCUUACAAUUGAUCAAAAAGGAAGCAAAAUGGGAAUGGACUAUCAAAGAGCAGAAAGCUUUUGAGUUACUGAAGGAUUUGUUGACAACGGAACCUGUGCUUGCUAUGCCGAAAUCCGAUCGAGAGUUUAUUGUGCAAACAGAUGCAUCAAUUCAAGGACUCGGUGCUGUACUAUCUCAACUAGAUGAGGAAAAGAAUGAACGUGUUAUUGCAUAUGCCUCACGGACUUUAUCACCUGCUGAACGUAUUUGGGAUACUAGGGAGUUGGAAGCACUCGCAGUGUUAUGGGCUUUAGAACUUUGGGCAGUUUAUUUGUCUGGAAGGAAAGUCACUGUCCAAACUGACCACUCCGCUCUUGCUUGGUUAUUAAAAAUCCACCAACCAAAUGGACGCUUGCAUCGAUGGGUCAUGAGGUUGAAUGAAUUCGAUUUUACAAUCGUGCAUCGACCUGGGAAGCACAACGCCAAUGCCGACGCCUUGUCUCGCAACCCGAUUGAUGUAACACUUAUGGAUGUCGACACUUCACAUCCUGCAACGUCGGCACGAGAUUUUGAGUAUUCUGAAAAUGAUUUACGCUACGGGACAGUCCCAAGCACUCGCUACUCUCUGGAUGCAGACUACUAUGAACAAGCUUUCAAUGCUGAACAAGUUGAGGAAAGUUUGAGAAUGGAUAUGGAGCAGCUCGAACGUGUUGAAUUCAAUGAGUCUAUCGCACUCCAACUACUGGCUCUCGAAAUGAAUAAGGAUCAACAUGCACCAACCAAAACUUGGUCUUUUGACGCUGAUGUCUUUCGCAGCUCAGUUUUGGAAGUUCAAAUGGCUGAUGCUUACUUGUCUCGUUUGAUUAUCUACAUAUCAAAACAGAUCAUGCCUUCUCAUUCACGAAAACCGUUGAAUGACGCUGUUGUUGCUAAUGCUAAAUUGUACCGUGUGUCAGGAGACGGUCUGUUAAUGAAAGUUAUGCGUUUUAAACGUGAACCUGAAAAGGAAGUCGGAGUCCUAGUCUUGCCUACUUUUCACGAUGAGCACCCGUUACCUCUACAUAUUGAGAUCUUGAAACAAUUUCACGAUGAUAACACGGCGGGACAUAUGGGUCGGAAUGCUAUGUACGAACGUCUGAAACGACGAGUUUACUUUCCUCGAAUGUAUAAGGCUGUAGCUCAGUAUGUUCAAACGUGUGAAUUCUGCCAAUUGCGAAAGAAGCCAUUUGACCACAGAGCUGGAAGAAUGAGUUCUUUUCCAUUUGAUGACCAAUUGAGUAGACCUUGGAUUCGUGUGGCAAUGGAUCUUGAGGGACCGUUACCUAAAAGUGAUCGUGGGAACACGUAUAUACUGGUGGUGACCUGUCUCUUUAGCAAGUAUCCUGAAGCUGUACCGAUGCCUAAUAAACAUGGUGAAACAGUUGCUGAUGCAAUUAUGACAGUAUUGAUGCGACAUGGAAUACCUUUGAUUAUACAUUCGGAUAGAGGAUCCGAAUUCAUCUGGGGAGGAUUAGAGUUAUUGGAGAAACGUUUUGGUGUUAAACAUACAUACAGUAUCGUGAGGUACCCCCAAGGAAAUCCUUAUGCCGAAAGAUUUAACCGCUGGUUGAUUGAUUGGUUGUCUGCAACUUCAAACCAAAAAUAUGUCUCACGCAAGGAACGAUUUCGUAAGUGGGAGCGCCUGUUAGAUCCUAUUCUUUUUGCCUAUCGCACUUCAAUCCAUUCGACUACUCGUGAGACACCAUUUUACUUGAAUCAUGGCAGAGACGCGAUGCUCCCAUUUGAUGUACUGUCGCAACCCCUUACACUUAAAUCUUUUGAAGACGAUUCCAUCGAGUAUAAGAAAUCUCAAAUCCAAUACGCACGAGACGUUGCAGGUAAAUUAAAAGAAGCAUUUGAUCACGCACGUAUGAUGAUACGAGAGGCUCAAACGUUUGCCAAACACAUUUACGAUCGUGAUCGUCAUGAUGUAGAUUUUCGAACUGAUGAUUUAGUUCAACGUUGGGUAAUUGCGUCGGCACAAAAGAAAUCAACUGACCCAAGGGGAUUUAGAAAGUUGAUUGGACGAUGGACAGGGCCGUUUCGGAUUUUGGAACAAGUAAAUCACGUUGUGUAUAACAUUAUACCGUUGAAUGCAGAUGCUGAAGUAGUUCCUAUACGUGUUCAUGUCACUCAAAUACGUCCAUUUUUGUUACGCCAAAAGACGUGGGAUGGGAAAUCGCUACCCGAAUUCAAUGAUUACGCUAUUAAUGAACAUGGAAUUCCUGUACUAGAUAUGCCAGAUUUAGAUGAGGAUAUCGAAAAUCAAUUAUUAGAAGGAAUGCAUUUUGACGGCGAUGAAGGUAAUGUGGAGAACGAAUUGGCUAGACAAGAAGGUACAACGACAAAGGGACACAAUUUUGAUUUUGGAAGCAAACACACUCGCAAUACAAAUGCCGAAGUAAAGAGCGGAACAGAACGGAGUGGCCAAUCUAUGAAUUCCGAACUUGGCUCUACAUCUUCAUUGACAGAUCCGAUUGAAACAACAUCAAACACCUCAAAAGGAACUUCGCGUCGUCGUAGUCGUCAACGAACUCGACGUAUGGUAAUGGAAGAAGAUGAAAAGGAAACGGAGCGACAGAUUGGUGCUUCUGCUCUGGGAGCAGGACAUACUGAUGUGACGAAAAGUACAAGUUCUGCAGAAACUACGACUCUAGAUCCAGAACGUCCAUUGUUGAAUAUUCAUGGUAACGAAUUAGCUCCUCGCGAGUUUUACGUUAAAACGAACUUACCACGUACUCGUGGAAAUAAGAAACAGAAUUGGAAGUUCCUAAGGGAUGAAGAAAUUCAACUAAAACCUCGUCAAAAGGUCACAAGAGCUGCUGUUCUUGAAGAGGAAGAGGUGGAUUUACCAGUAUUCUUGCUUGAUUCAAAUGUGAUGCUCAAACAUGAGGUCAAUGUUGAUAGCGAAAUAUUAACCAAACGUGGAUUCCGCCGAAGCCUUGAUACACUUACAACUCAACUGAACAUUAUAACCAUUGAUUCCGUCACGCAACUCAGUCUGCGCAUGGCUUCACUAAACACCGAUGAAGACCACAUGAAUGUUGAUGAUGAACGUCAACCUACAGAAGAAGGCGAAGUGGUUAAUGGACAGCUCAAUCCGAGUGCUAAUAACAAUAACAUUAAUUCUAGUCUUGACGAACGACAAAUUGUAAACCGCCAUAGUGCCACACCACCAGUUACCGAUCGUCGUGAACGACGACGUGAUGAUAAUAACCGACGUAGAGAAGAUAGAAACGAAACUGGGGAACGUAGACGUGAUGACCGCUAUGAUAUUGACCGCAGAAAUGACAAUCGGAAUGAUAAUAAUAGGAACGAUAUGGAUAGACGAACUCGCAAUGCCCCAUACAUUGAAGGCCGCAAUCGUCGUUUUAAUGAUGACAGCUCUCGCAAUGGUGGUGGGAACAGCGGUGGUAACUCGAUGGUACAUGAUUACUUUCAAAUUAAUUCAGAUAGAUACGGUGGUCAUCUCGGAGUACAUCAUACUCAUAUAGUCAAUCCGUUGUCGGAUCAUUCUCUUAAAAAGGAGCAGCUAUGUGUAAGACCUGGUGCAAUUAGGGAAUCCGGAAUUCCUAUAGUAUUACUGCUGGGACCAGACUACUGUGAAACAUGUGCAUUGAUGGAGCAUCUUAUCGGGCCUCAUGGCUAUUGUGUAAAACGGCCUUGCUCGGACCGCAUCCCAGGAACCAUCCCGCCGUCUUUAAUUCAUUUUGAGCCAAGAAACCGCUCAACUUGGCCUUCCUACUUGAGGCUACAUCCCACAUAUUUGUCGAAUCUGCCGGAUCAGAGUGAAGCGUUGGGUAAUGAUACUAAUCCGCCUAUGCUAUUGCCUCCGGCUCCAUUGAAUGCAGAACUGGUAAAUAAUACAGCUGCAAAUCAAACUCCACUAAUGAAUAGCGCACCGCCGCCCGUAAUGAGUAAUGUCAAUCCUUCUAGUCAUCCGUCACAGAUGCCACAACAAUAUGGGUACGCAGCACCACCUCUAACACAACACGUGCAACAUAAUGGUCCUUAUGGAGCUCCAACCAUGCAGCCACAACAACAACCAUACCAGUAUCCACAGAACACUGCUUAUUAUGGUUAUCCACCACCACCGCGAUGA